Molecule: messenger RNA, 2112 nt
Organism: Colletotrichum karsti
Lineage: Eukaryota; Fungi; Ascomycota; Sordariomycetes; Glomerellales; Glomerellaceae
Exons: 3
Coding region: 1-2112 (703 amino acids)
Biological process (GO): protein phosphorylation
Molecular function (GO): protein serine/threonine kinase activity; ATP binding
Source: RefSeq, a predicted model, not a curated record
AUGAUGAACCUCACCGUUGACCACCGAAGCAGGGCUGCCGCCGCGUCUGACGACGAUGGAGCGGAUCAAAUCGGCUUUGACACGCCCCGCUCCGGCGUGGCAACUCCUCAGCCCGACCUACAUGACAAACGCUUGCCGGGCAUCAUGAGCUACUUCGGCCAGCUCAGGAGGCUAACACAAGUCGCGGGCAUCAAGAGUGGUCCACCAACCCCCACCCGAGCCCUUUCAGCAGCCCAGCCUUCUGAGGAGAGGUCAGGCUCCAAACGAAGCAGUAAUGAGACGGUGCCUCCCAGUGGCACACAGACGCCGAGGGGCACCACUGGCGCGCAAGUACCUGCCGCCAAGGGCAAGCUCACGAUCAAGAUCGUGGAGGCGAAGGGCCUGAGGCGCGCCAGGGACCCUUACGUCGUUGCCGUCUUCCAAAGAAGCGAGCUUAUCUCGGGAGGCCCGCGUUCCGUGGAGGAGGAGGAAGAAAACGUGAACCUGCCGCCGCCGUCCAUGGGGGGCAUUCCGAUCCAGAGGCAAGGAAGCGACUCAGGACGGCCGGCCAUGUCUAUUCCGAUGCGCAGCCGCCAAAGCAGCAACACCAGCAUCUCAGACUACAACACCUUCCGCAACAAGUCGAAACUGUUCUUCACUCGUCCGAAGUGGGAUGCCGAGGCAGAGUUCGACGUUGUCGAUUCCAACAUGCUGGUGGAUAUUUCCGUCUACGACCACAGCGCGAAUGGCGAGGAGUUCCUUGGCCACGCCGAUUUCCAGGCCAACAAGGACCCCAGCAACCCAGUCCGCGGCUGGUUUGCGCUCCGAGGCCACGCCGACACCAUGGCUGAGAACACGCCUACCGGAGAAGUCUACGUCGAGGCCGUCUACCAGCGCACUGAGAGGAAGCAUUUCGGCCCCGAGGACUUCCAGAUCUUGAAGCUCAUCGGAAAAGGAACGUUUGGGCAGGUCUACCAAGUCAGGAAGAAGGACACGGAACGGAUUUACGCCAUGAAGGUCCUCUCCAAGAAGGUCAUCGUUCAGAAGAAGGAGGUAGCUCACACCGUUGGUGAGAGGAAUAUCCUGGUCCGAACAGCCAUGUCGGAUUCGCCCUUCAUCGUGGGUCUCAAGUUCUCCUUCCAAACGCCAUCAGACCUCUACCUGGUCACCGAUUACAUGUCCGGCGGAGAACUCUUCUGGCACCUGCAGAAGGAAGGCAGGUUCGAUGAGCGAAGAGCCAAGUUCUAUAUCGCGGAACUUAUCUUGGCCAUCCAGCACUUGCACAACAACGAUAUCGUCUACCGAGACCUGAAGCCAGAGAACAUCCUCCUCGACGCAAACGGCCACAUCGCCCUCUGCGAUUUCGGCCUGUCCAAGGCCAACCUUACCAAGAACGACACAACCAACACUUUCUGUGGAACGACGGAAUACCUCGCCCCCGAGGUACUUCUCGACGAGUCAGGAUACACCAAAAUGGUCGACUUCUGGUCCUUGGGUGUUCUCGUCUUUGAGAUGUGCUGUGGAUGGAGUCCCUUCUAUGCGGAGGAUACCCAGCAGAUGUACAAGAACAUUGCAUUUGGCAAAGUCCGUUUCCCUAGAGACACCCUGUCGCAAGAGGGCCGCAACUUCGUCAAGGGCCUGCUGAACAGGAACCCAAAGCACCGCCUGGGCGCAACAGAUGAUGCUGAGGAGUUGAAGCGUCACCCAUUCUUUGGCGACAUUGACUGGGAGCUCCUUGCGAAGAAGCUCAUCACUCCUCCUUUCAAGCCCAAGUUGACAUCUGCCACGGAUGUGUCCUACUUUGACCCGGAGUUUACCAAUGCGCUGGAUAACAACGGCUCACUGAACGAACGGGCCGCGGCCCUUUCCAAGGGCUUUGCCACAUCCACACCCCUUUCACCAUCAGUGCAAGCCAACUUCCAAGGCUUCACCUUUGUUGAUGAGAGUGCUCUUGACGAUCACAUGAGGGAUAAGAACCGAUAUGAUGAUGAGGAGAUGCAUGACUCUCACCACCAAGACGAGGACUGGGACGAUUUAGAAGAAAUGAACCAAAGAGGCAACCGGAUGAGCGGCAUAGUGCGCACAACCACCAACGAUGAGCAAAUGGUUGGAGGUGGCCAUUUUGACGUUUAA